Messenger RNA from Odontomachus brunneus, 1121 nucleotides. It is a transcript of the gene SdhB, whose product is annotated as succinate dehydrogenase [ubiquinone] iron-sulfur subunit, mitochondrial. The coding region runs from base 86 to 910 and encodes 274 amino acids. Gene Ontology annotation, molecular function: 2 iron, 2 sulfur cluster binding; electron transfer activity. Gene Ontology annotation, biological process: tricarboxylic acid cycle; respiratory electron transport chain; aerobic respiration. Lineage: Eukaryota; Metazoa; Arthropoda; Insecta; Hymenoptera; Formicidae. The record is from RefSeq and is a predicted model, not a curated record. Gene Ontology annotation, cellular component: mitochondrial membrane. The transcript has 7 exons.
UUUAUUUGUCUUUAGUAAUAUUUUGUCCAUGGUUACGUUUACGUAAUGCAGGUAUUGCAAAGGUGUGCUGUUAGAUCUUUUAAAGAUGGCUGCGAUCACUUCGUGCACCUGCAGAAAUGUGUUUCGUCAAGUCAGAGCUUUGCAUACAGGAGCGGUUCAAAAUGCUGAAGCCAGACUUAAGACUUUUUCAGUUUACCGUUGGAAUCCAGACAAGCCUGACGAGAAACCAUACAUGCAAAAAUAUAAAAUUGAUCUGAAUGUUUGUGGUCCAAUGGUACUGGAUGCACUAAUUAAAAUUAAAAAUGAGAUGGAUCCAACUUUGACAUUCCGUCGUUCUUGCCGUGAAGGCAUUUGUGGUUCCUGUGCUAUGAAUAUUGGAGGAACAAACACAUUGGCAUGCAUCAGCAAAAUUGAUACAAGCACAAGUACAUCAUGUGAGGUUUAUCCCUUACCACACAUGUAUAUCGUCAAGGAUUUGGUACCAGAUUUAAAUAAUUUUUACACUCAGUAUCGCAGUAUACAACCUUGGCUGCAGCAUCAAGACACAAAGGAAAUGGGCAAGCAACAAUAUUUGCAAAGUGUAGAAGACCGAAAAAAGCUGGAUGGUCUCUACGAGUGUAUUCUCUGUGCUUGCUGCAGUACCUCUUGCCCGUCCUACUGGUGGAAUGGUGAUAAGUAUUUAGGCCCUGCAGUACUUAUGCAAGCUUACAGAUGGAUUAUUGAUUCGCGUGAUACUCAGGCAAAGGAGCGUCUGGAGAAAUUGAAAGAUCCAUUUUCAGUCUUUCGCUGUCAUACGAUCAUGAAUUGCACACGUACUUGUCCAAAGGGUCUGAACCCUGGCAGAGCGAUAGCAGAAAUCAAGAAAUUAUUGGCCAAUGUCAGCCAGAAACAGCAACCGAGUCUUAGCUGAACGGUCUCUUUAUGUUUAAGCAGAACCAGGUAGAAUUAACAAUUUCUAUAUACUUGUCUGUAUUGCGUUACUACGUGCAGCGAACAUGUAGUCAGUGAAAUAUUUCAUAUAACUAAUGAUAUGUACGGAUCUACGAAAAAAAGCAGACGAAACGUCUUCUAAAAAUUGAAAGAUCAGUCACACUACUUGUAAAUAAAAGGAGUUUCCCGCA